UGAUUAUUAAUUUAUAUUUAAUAUUUUUCUAGAUAUGUCUGACAUCGGCAGUGUAAUUUUCAUAAAGAUACCAGUGUGUGUUUUACUGACAGUCAAUUUAAUUUUGUUCAGGGUAACUUCUAAUCAUUAUUCAACAAUUAAAUAUGAACUCUAUGAAUUCAAUCGAACAGAUUCAAAAACAGAAAAUUUUCUUCUUCAAAAAGAGAGAUUUGUAAUGAACAUCAAAAUAUUUCUGAUUAUGGGAAUCACAUAUUUUCUUACGCUACUAUCUACUAUAUUAAAAAUUAAAGAGGAUAUACGGUACAUUAUUUAUGCAGAUAGCAGUUUACAAGGUGUAUUUAUAUGUAUUAUAUUUUUGGCCAAGCACCAAGUUAUUACGGACUUAAGGAAAAUGUUUAGAAAUUCAAUGGAUCACAGUGAGCCGACGCAAAUUCACAAUAUCUCUGGGUCGUCAUAAAAGUGGCAAUGGGCAGUACUCAUAAAAGUUAAAAUGAUUUCUAAAUGCAAUAUGUAAUAUGUAUAAUAUGCAUAAAAAAAAAUCAAUAUUUUUGUGUCUUUAAAUAUUACGUUUUUGUUUUUGUGGUUAUUAUAAAAAAAAAUAAUAGUUAACAUUCAAAAAAUAUUAUUUAUCUAAUUGUAUAUUAUAAGGUCUGUUAUAUUUUACUUAAAUAAUUUAUCUUUGUUUUAAAUACAUAAUAUAUAUUUAUAAAAUAAAUGGAUAAAUCCUAUCUAAUAAAAUUACAAAAA
This is a messenger RNA of Acyrthosiphon pisum (pea aphid), 747 nucleotides long. RefSeq names its product G-protein coupled receptor Mth2. Bases 35 to 457 code for a protein of 140 amino acids. Gene Ontology annotation, molecular function: G protein-coupled peptide receptor activity. Gene Ontology annotation, biological process: G protein-coupled receptor signaling pathway. The record is from RefSeq and is a predicted model, not a curated record. The transcript is spliced from 2 exons. Lineage: Eukaryota; Metazoa; Arthropoda; Insecta; Hemiptera; Aphididae. Gene Ontology annotation, cellular component: plasma membrane.